UGGGAUGGAUUUAUAUUGCCUUGCAGUGAUAUUAAUUACAACGCUUUUAAGUUACUAUAAACCGUUAUCAGUAUCAUUAUUACUCUUAAUAACUGUAUUAUUUUUAAACGCUUUUGUUAUACCGGUAAUUGGGCAAGAGAAUGACUAUAAUUACCAAUUAAAAGAAGAAAAUAUAAGAUUUGCAUUUCAAAGAUGUCAAAAUGAAUCUAAUGCAGAUACACGAUUGAUUCUUUUAUGGAACGUAUGGAAAUUUCCAGACAAUAAAUUAACUCAUUGUUACAUUAAAUGCAUUUUUUACAAAUUAGGACUAAUUAAUUUAAAAGACAUGGGCUUAAAUAAGAAAAAAUUCAUGUUAAUAUUAAAAAGAUCUAAUACAGCGUUAGAUGCGUUAUCAAUGUCAGAUUUAACCAGUUAUAACAAAUUGGUAGAAGAAAUAUUUAAACCUUUAGACAGCACUUGUGAAUCGUAUUACAAAAUGUGGGUAUUUUUAAUUGACCGACUUGGAAUAAAUGAUAUUCGAAAUGGAUUUACUAAUUUAAGAAAUAGUGCCAUAAGUAAGCCAGUAGGUCAAAAAGCUUCUGAUUUCUGUUAUAAUUAUUCAAUAAAUUACUUCUAUUCUGAAACUAUUUCGGAUUUUUCAAUUUUUUCUAAUUUUAGUAAAUGCUUAGAAAAAUGUAUUUAUCAAUACUUUCAUUUCAUUGAUGCAUAUGGAAGAGUGGAUGUGAAAGAAAUUCUUCAAAGUUAUUCAGAAGUAAAUCAGAUUAGUCUAAAAUUAGGAAGUAAAAUUGAUAUGUCACCACGGUAUAGAAUUGAAAUAGAAAAAUGUGCACAUUAUGCCAAUGCACGUUAUUAUCAAGGAUUAUGUUUAGUUGCUUCAAAGUUACAUAAAUGUUUAAAAGAAAAUGUCAAAAGUUACAGUACAAUUUUUAAAUAUAGAGAUGAACUUACAAUUUAUUAUUAAAAAAACAAAAAAUUUAAUGGGUUUAAUUAUGUUUUAAUAAUUAGACUUUCAACAACAUCAUAAUGACGUGCCUUAGUAAAAUACAGAA
Messenger RNA from Condylostylus longicornis, 1049 nucleotides. RefSeq lists its product as uncharacterized. The transcript has 5 exons. Gene Ontology annotation, biological process: sensory perception of smell. The record is from RefSeq and is a predicted model, not a curated record. Gene Ontology annotation, molecular function: odorant binding. Bases 5 to 961 code for a protein of 318 amino acids. NCBI's taxonomy places the organism in Eukaryota, Metazoa, Arthropoda, Insecta, Diptera, Dolichopodidae.